Molecule: messenger RNA, 1245 nt
Organism: Acomys russatus (golden spiny mouse)
Lineage: Eukaryota; Metazoa; Chordata; Mammalia; Rodentia; Muridae
Gene: Prr30
Product: proline rich 30
Exons: 2
Coding region: 1-1245 (414 amino acids)
Source: RefSeq, a predicted model, not a curated record
AUGUUAUCUCACAACAAGGACCAGGUGCUGCAACAGACCACAGUGCCCCCAGCGUGUCCCCCACUGGUCCUCUCAAAAUUUGUGGAUUCCCCUCCACCCAACUUAGGCCCUGGUUCUCCUCUCCAUCAAUCCUUCCCUCCUUUCCACCUCUCUUUGCCCCCUGCCACGCAGGGCCCCCCAAGUUUCCCCACUCUCACCCACCAAAACUAUACUUCUUUUGGUGAAAACCCCCUCUCUCUAUACCCGACCUCUCCCGCCAACUAUCAGCUGUGCCUCUCUUCUUCUCUUAUCCAAUCCUAUCUUUCUCAGCUACAAAACUCCUCUCCUCGCGCUUGCCAGUCUCCGCCCCAUAGCUCCAGGCUCACUUCCGGUAGGCACCGCUCACCACCUGGGGGGGCAAGGGGAUGCGUGGCAAGCAAGGUGGAUCCUGCAUUAUUCAAGGACCUAGACGCCAUCAUCCAAACCCUGGUGGGUCGUCUGGGGCCCCACAGAAUUGCUAUAGACCUGCAGCUACUGUUUCUGCAGCACAUGUGGCUAGGCACAGAAGGCCAGGUCCCAGUCGUGGCGUAUCCUAUAUGUCUAGUGUGCCUCCAGUACCGCACCCCAUCUUGCCCCACCACCAAGUACAAGACUGUACCCCGGCUGCUUGCCUACCCUCAACUACGGGUUCCCGUGCGGGGCCAGGAAGCUGGGCCUCUCCAAGUAAGCAUUGGCUUCGGCCUCUGCCUGCCUCGGGGCCAGGCGAAGGCUUUGCAUCUGCUGCCAAAAAAAAAGCAGGAGGGAGCAGAGUCUCAGGGAGAGGCCCUCCAGAGACAAAAGCCUGCAACCCAGGCACCAUCAGCUCAGACCACAGGCGCAUACUCCCAGGCCGGGAGGCUCAGGUCUGCAGAUCUUCAGUCACCAAAAUCCAGGCAGUGCCCCAGGCCUCCACCAAGAUGGCAGAUCCGCCGUCCUUCGGGGUUAGGAACCGGAUCCGAAGCCAGGGUUCCGUGGCAGCAAGUCCCGCUAGUGCUGACGCGGAUUGGCGUCGUGCGCUUGCGCAGAGAGAGCCAAGGAGCGCGGCGCGUGCGCACUAAGCGUCUGCGCGACCCGGUCAGUCGCGCGAGCGCAGAUCGGUGGUUUGAAGUGGUGGUGAACCGCCCGGCUCAGAGGGGUCCCGCGUCUUCGCAGCGACUGCGGCACCGAUUUCGGCAGCUUUCAAAGGCGGGGCGCGGCAUGUCGUGGGUUCCGCGGGGCUGGCAGUGA